GCGGCCGAAGCGGCCCGCUGGCGGCGCGGCCAGCGGCGCUGCUGAGGGCGCCCAGGCGGGCUCGGCGGAGGGCGGCUCCGAGCCGCAGCGCUCCCCGUCGCCGGGGCGCGUCGGCGCGCUGCAGCAGCAGGCCAGCAGGUGGAGGGCGCUGCCAGACGCGGAGCGGCAGAGGUAUCGGGAGCUGGCCGCGAGGGACAAGGAGCGCUUCGAGCGGGAGCUGCAGGCGUGGCGCGCCGAGCAGCCGGAGGAGGCAGGCCUCGCCGACGCGGCGGGCCCGUCGUGCAAGCGGCGCAGGAAGGGCCAGGGCUCGCAGGGGCCCGGCUGCUCGACGCGCGGCCUGUCCGCCUACCCGGGCCAUCUUCUGCGCUCACCGCUCCGCGGAACUCCGCCGAGCCAGCGGCGCCGACGGCGCCAGCGGCGCUGCCGCCGAGGCGGCCGGUGCCGAGGCGGACUCGGCGGCCCCCGCGGAGUCCGCGUCCGGCGGCGGCGGCGCCGCCGAGGCGGUGGGUGCCGACGCGGAGGCGGCGGCCGCCGCGGA
Messenger RNA from Prorocentrum cordatum, 538 nucleotides. Lineage: Eukaryota; Dinophyceae; Prorocentrales; Prorocentraceae. The record is from the annotation of a GenBank genome assembly.